CACGUGGCGGGCGAGGGACGGGGCACCGGUGGGGGGGGGCGGGGUGCGGCGGGGGGCUCGAGGGGUCCCCAAGGCCCGGGGGGGUCCCGGGGCCCCUGUGUGUGGCGGGGCCGGGGGCGCCUCUGGGGCCGCGGGGGGCCUGCGGAGCCCGAGCUCUGACCGGGAGCUCCUCCCCCCAACCCGCGCCGACCCCCGCGGGGUCCCCCCGGGGCUCCCACCCCCCGCUCCGUCCCCCCGCGGCUCCCUGCCCCGCUCCGUGUCCCUCCCCCCGCUCUCCCCGGGGAUCCCACCCCCCGCUGCCGGUGUGCGGGGCCCGGGGCGGCGGGGCUGGGGAAUCCCGCCCCCUCCCCGCGGUGCCCGCUGCCCCCCCCCCACGGUGUCCCGGGGCGGGGCGGUGACGGCGGCGGAGCGGGGAGCGCGGGGCGGCCCCGGCGCAGCGCCCGGCACCGCCUCCCGCCCGGGGCCGCCCCGCCCGGGCCGCCGCCGCCGCCGGCUCCAGCACCGCGGAGAGCGCGGGCAGCACCGGGGACAGCGCCCGGGCACCGGCACCGGCACCGGCACCGGCGGCGGCACCGGGCCGCUCCCAUGGCGCUGCUCCGCGUCCUCUGCCUCCUCGCCGCCCUCAGACGGAGCCUGGGCACGGACACGGAGGAGCGGCUGGUCGAGUACCUGCUGGACCCCGCGCGCUACAACAAGCUGAUCCGGCCGGCGACCAACGGCUCCGAGCUGGUGACGGUGCAGCUGAUGGUGUCACUGGCGCAGCUCAUCAGUGUGCACGAGCGGGAGCAGAUCAUGACCACCAACGUCUGGUUGACCCAGGAGUGGGAGGACUACCGCCUCACCUGGAAGCCGGAGGACUUUGACAACAUGAAGAAGGUCCGCCUGCCCUCCAAGCACAUCUGGCUGCCCGAUGUGGUGCUCUACAACAACGCCGACGGAAUGUACGAGGUCUCCUUCUACUCCAACGCGGUGAUCUCCUACGACGGCAGCAUCUUCUGGCUGCCGCCGGCCAUCUACAAGAGCGCGUGCAAGAUUGAGGUGAAGCACUUCCCCUUCGACCAGCAGAACUGCACCAUGAAGUUCCGCUCCUGGACCUACGACCGCACCGAGAUUGACCUGGUGCUGAAGAGCGAGAUGGCCAGCCUGGACGACUUCACGCCCAGCGGCGAGUGGGACAUCGUGGCGCUGCCGGGACGGCGCAACGAGAACCCCGAUGACUCCACCUAUGUGGACAUCACCUAUGACUUCAUCAUCCGACGCAAGCCACUCUUCUACACCAUCAACCUCAUUAUCCCCUGCAUCCUCAUCACCUCCCUGGCCAUCCUCGUCUUCUACCUGCCAUCCGACUGCGGCGAGAAGAUGACGCUCUGCAUCUCUGUCCUGCUCGCCCUCACCGUCUUCCUGCUGCUUAUCUCCAAGAUCGUGCCACCCACCUCGCUGGACGUGCCACUGGUGGGCAAGUACCUCAUGUUCACCAUGGUGCUGGUGACCUUCUCCAUCGUCACCAGCGUCUGCGUCCUCAACGUGCACCACCGCUCGCCCACCACGCACACCAUGCCACCCUGGGUCCGCACCCUCUUCCUCCACAAGCUCCCGGCGCUGCUCUUCAUGAAGCAGCCGCGGCAGAACUGCGCGCGCCAGCGCCUGCGUCAGCGCCGGCACACCCAGGAGCGCGCCGCCGCCGCCAGCCUCUUCCUCCGGGCCGGCGCCCGCACCUGCGCCUGCUACGCCAACCCUGGCACUGCCAAGGCCGAGGGGCUCAACGGCUACCAGGAGCGGCAGGGGCAGGCGCCGGCCCCCGCGGCCGGCUGCGCCUGCGGGCUGGAGGAGGCGGUGGACGGCGUGCGCUUCAUCGCCGACCACAUGCGCAGCGAGGACGACGACCAGAGCGUGAGCGAGGACUGGAAGUACGUGGCCAUGGUCAUCGACCGACUCUUCUUGUGGAUCUUUGUCUUUGUCUGCGUCUUCGGCACUGUCGGCAUGUUCCUCCAACCCCUCUUCCAGAACUACGCCACCAACUCCCUGCUGCAGCUCGGCCAGCGCACCCCCACCCCCAAAUAGUGCUGGGGCGGCUGCCUGCCCUCCCCGCCAGCCCCAGGGACAGCAGGGGACCACGGGCUCCAUGCCCUUUCCUCGCUGCUGAGCCAGGGGCUGGCCAGUCCCGGGGCUGGCGAGCUGGGUGCUGGGCUCCCGGUAGCCACUGCAAACCAAUAAAUACUGACACAGGA
Messenger RNA from Phalacrocorax carbo (great cormorant), 2228 nucleotides. The record is from RefSeq and is a predicted model, not a curated record. NCBI's taxonomy places the organism in Eukaryota, Metazoa, Chordata, Aves, Suliformes, Phalacrocoracidae.